Solea solea (common sole) is the source of this 5062-nucleotide messenger RNA. RefSeq names its product rho GTPase-activating protein 4-like. Gene Ontology annotation, cellular component: cytoplasm. The record is from RefSeq and is a predicted model, not a curated record. Gene Ontology annotation, biological process: negative regulation of cell migration; signal transduction. The transcript has 22 exons. Bases 1536 to 4109 code for a protein of 857 amino acids. Lineage: Eukaryota; Metazoa; Chordata; Actinopteri; Pleuronectiformes; Soleidae.
UUUGCCAGGUCAAUAAAAUGUGUAUAAAUUAACUAAAACAAAGUAAUUGACACAGGUGGUAAAUGAUGUACUACACAAUUUAUAGUGAAAUUUCAUGCAAAUGAAGUAUAAAGAUACUUUAAAUAUAUCCAAUUGGUAGACGAACAGGCAAGGCUAUGGCAGCUACUAGUGGUGACAUUGAAAAUCGCACUGGCAGAGAGUAUUACACAUGAUUUCCCACAUAUGAAGUGAUGGCAAUGAUUUAGGGCCUGAAAGCAACAAACCAUCAGUUUUCACACAACUUUAAAACUUAAACCAGCAGAAUAAUGCUACACAUGGAACACGAAAACAGUCUAAACCAUAUUUCUCAAUCCCUGAAACUGAUGUAAUGCACUGGUGUAAUGGUGUAAUGUCCUAGUUGACGCUGUUUUUAGUUUUCUUCAGACUUUUUUUGGUCAUUAUCUUACCGUAAAGCAAACCUCUGACCAACCAGUUUGUCAUCUGAUCUUAAUAUCUACUUCCUGCAUCAGAGCGUGUUGUGACACAGUUGCAUGUUAUUAACUGGACUUUAUAAUCUAAAAUGUGAGUUUUUGAUAGAUAACGUGGGGCGUGAGUGAAAAUCUCAACAUUGUGAUGUUGAUAAAACUCUUGCCACAACGAACAUUUGAGCUUUACUGCAACGUUCCUUGUUUACAACUGAUCACCAAGAUACUCUGGAAGCUUUUGAUCCAUGUGACCCCACUUUAACCCUGAUAAGUCAUACAUUCACACUAUGAAUAAGAUUAGGGUUCCGGUAUUAAAAACAUGGCUUUCCUCAAUGUGUGUGUUUUCUGUACUGGCUCUGAUGCCACUUUAAUUGAUUUGCUUCUGGUGGUGAUUAUGUAACAUCAUCAGCCAACUGUUUAUUUGAGGAAGGAAGAAGGAGUGAGAGAGAAGUACAUAACAGAUAAGAGCUGACUAUGCAGACUGACCUUUCAGAAAGUUUGCUGCUUUGUCACAGAUUGGGAAUCACUUCUUUUUUCUUUUUCUUUUUCAGUUUGAAAUCAAAUAACCUCUGACUCGGUGAUCACACUAUGUAAACAGAAUGCAGAUUAAAUCCUCUGCUCAAAUAUUCAUGGCUUCUCCUUUUUUUUUACAGGAACUCUAUAGCCACUGAUUUCAUUUAGUGAGCAGUGAAAAGCCAGUGAGGAGGGACUAAUCAGUGAAUGCAGCUGGUGUCUGAUUGGACUGAAAACCUGCUGUGGGGUUCAAGAGGCAGCAAUAAAAUAAAGAAGAAGGACUUGACUCAAAAGAGUUUUUUCUCUCGUCACACAUUUGCACAAUCACACACUGACGCCUCAAACUGAAUGUGUGAGUGAGAUGAGGAGUGAGAAAGAGAGCGAGUGUCAGAGAAAUGAGUUCUACUCCACCCACAACCAUCCAUGUCCAAUGUGAGGGGGUGGUGAAACAGUUGAGUGCUUACUGUGCUAUUAACUGGCAUUAUUUGGUUUUCUCAAUCUGGAGAAGAGACUUGUCAAGACUGCUCCUCAUCAGAAUUUCACCCGGUUGGAGCAACAAUGAAUUCUCAUGUGAAACUUCGGAAGGAGAAGGUCGGUGUGGUGGAUUAUGAUACACAAAUCAAAGAGGUACGCUGCCAGCUUACAGACCAACUGAAGGUGUUGGACUUGCAACUUGAGCAGAAGACCCAGCAGCUGCAGGAUUUGACAGACUACCUGCGGCGGCGGGGUGAAAUUGAAAGCGAGUAUGCACGGUCCCUGGACAAACUCGCUGAAAGGUUUACGUCCAGAAUUAAGAGGAAGGAGACCAGCAGUCACUCUGUGUCAAAGGUCUGGCUGACUCUGCUUUCUCAGACACGCCAGGAAAGUAGGGACCAUAAUGGACUGAGUGAGAGUUGCUGCAACUUCCUCAUCCACCCCCUCACUUACUGUCUUGAGUACACACAACGCCUUGCUAAAAAGAGUAAAGAUGUCUGUUCUCAGCUACAGGAUGGUCUACUCAAGGGCACCACAGAGCUGCAGACUGCAUGGAGGACAUACUACCAGUACCACUCGGAGUAUGUGUGUGCACAGGGAAAGCUGAAGGAGGCAGCGAAACUGGAGGAAAAGCAGAAGCAGAGUGCUGCAAAGAAACUGGAGAGGUUGAUAGAAAAAAGACAAGGUAAGGUUCAAGAGAUACACCUGAAAUGCAGCAAGGCCCGAAAUGACUACCUCAUAAACCUGGGUGCAGCCAAUGCCUCCAUGAAUAAGUACUACUUCCAAGACAUCUCUACUCUCAUUGAUUGUGCAGAUGUAGGCUACCACCUCUCUUUAGGCCGGGUGUUGCAGGCCUACAUGUCCAAACGGAGGCAGGCUCAGCAGAACUUGAGCACAGGGCUAAAGCAGCUUGAAGGGGCCAUGUCUGAACUGGAACAGAGCCACGACAGAGACACUUUCCUGCAGGACAACUACAACACCUUCUCUAUGCCCCUUCGUUUCACCUAUCAGCCCCAUGACGGCGACCAGAUUUCUGAGGUCAGUGCAGAGAGUGAAAUGAGAUGUGAGCUGGAGACCAGAUUCAAACAGAUACAGACACGACUGAAAGCGGUCACCCUGGAAACAGAGGAGGCCAGUAAGAAUAUGUUGGCAGCCCAGUCUUCCCUGGUGGAGACUAUCGCUGACGAUGAUCUGGAGCCCAGCAGCUAUGGUAGUUCAUCUAAAGAAGGCAGCAUUGAAAAUCUCACCGUCAAGCCUAGUGUGGCCCGGCGCAGGGCCAACCUGCAGGAGAUAGAAAACAUGUACUUCACUAGAGUCAAAGAGUACCUUGUUGGCAGUUCCCUUGUAUCUAAACUGCAAGCCAAACACGACCUGCUAAAAGUGGCUGUAGAAAAAGCUGAUGCUUCAAAUGGAUAUCAACCUAGACACGGUAGGAAGUCCAUGCGUGUCAGAAGGAAUCACUCGAGCACCAGUUUUACCCACAACCACAAGCUUUUCAAUGGAGACAUGAUGUCCUUCAUACAGGCAUCAGGACAACAGAUUCCAAUUGUUGUGGAAAGUUGUAUCUGCUUCAUAAACCUCAAUGGUCUCCACCAUGAAGGGAUAUUUAGAGUGCCUGGGUCUCAGACGGAGGUCAACAACCUGAGGGAUGCAUUCGAGCGAGGACAAGACCCCCUGGCCGAGCAGACGUAUGACAUGGACUCUGUGGCUGGUGUGCUGAAACUUUACUUUAGAAGCCUGAACAAUCCCCUCUUCCCCAUCGACAGCACCAACCAACUCCUGGAGUAUGCUCAAAUCAAGAGCAAGGCGGAGAGAGCAGCUCAGCUCAAAACAGUCAUCGCUUCCUAUCCAGAUCCAGUCAUCGUUGUCAUGCGGUAUCUCUUUGCAUUCCUUUAUCAUGUGUCACAGUACAGUGACGAGAACAUGAUGCAGCCUUACAACCUGGCUGUGUGUUUUGGUCCCUCUCUAGUCAGAGGCGCUCAGGAAGAAGAUGCUGUGACCCUGCAGCCUCAGAUCAACGCUCUGGUGACGAGCAUCAUCAUCCAGCACGAGAGCAUCUUCCCCAGCCAGAGUGAAGUUCAGGGUCCAGUGUAUGAGAAAUGCAUGACACUGGAACAGGACGACUGUGAGUCUCUUAUUGAAGAAGGAGAUGGAGAAGCAGAGUACAGUCAUGGCAAAGAUGAGUUGGAAACGUUUUCCUUAGCUGACAGCAGCACCAGCUUGUCUGCAGCACCAUCACAGACAAGCGAUGAACGUCCCAGAGACAGAGACAUCAGCAGCAGUUUUGACAUUGAUCGAAACAGGUUAACGUGUUUAACAGCAGGGGGAGCCAUCGCACCAGGAGUAAAGUUAAUGUUUCAGCUUCCUGUUGGGCCACAGUGCAGGCCGAGGAGGGCCCCGUCUCCAUUCUUGGUUCACAGACUGAUCCAGGAACACUCAUCUUCAGAGGAUGUUGGUGUUCAAGUAGACAAGGAGGUCUGUCGCCAGAUGGACUCGGUCUUCAAGGAACUCCUCUCUCGUCAAGUAUCGCAGGAUCCCUCCUCCUCCUCCUCCACCACCUCCUCUCCCUCUGUCCAAGCUGCCCAAAGGAAAGGGAAGCGGGAUGGACGCAGGGGGAAAGGAGGGGGGCUUUUUAAAUCAGUAGAUCCACUGGACUGAGAGGCAUUAGUAGAUGACAUGAAAAGAGAGAGGGGAGGUUAUAAGUGAAAAGUGAAGUGUGUGGUGACGUGUUCUGACAGCAGCUUUCAGCACUUCUAUUUCUAGAAAACUGACACUGCUGACCCAGAGUCACUUCUGAACGCCCUGUGAUUCGCCCGGGCUUCUUUUCAUUUGAUGGCUCUUGCCUCGGAGGCGUUCUCAUUCAUGGUUUGUGCAGCAGAUCCCUGUUGUGAUGGUGGAGCAGCAGCACAUUGUGUAAACUGUGGAUUACUUGAAUUGCACAGAUUUGUGUAGGUGUUGAUAUUCAACCAUUUCCAUUUCAAGCCAAUGUUUUUUCAAGCGCAUAUAUGUGGUGGGUUGUUUUAUCUGAAAUAUAAGUGGUGAGCUGUCUUGGCCAGGUCUUCCUCAUAAAAGUGAUUUCUUUCUAGUUGACUUUCAAGUCAGCACUUGUUCAUCUACAUACUGUUGCACAAAUGUUCUUCAUAAAAUGUUUGUUUUUCAAAAUUUAAGUAAAAAAGUGACUAUUGUAGCUGCAAAAACUGUAUAUUUAUUUGUAAGGAGUUGUUGACUAACAUAUGAUUCUCUGGAUAUCUGGGCUGCAAAAUAAAUAUUUUUUGCCCUCUUUUGUUUUUAAUUAGUCGCAAGACGAGGGAAGUUUGAUCAUUUUGACUGUAGUCAUGCAGUUUCUAUUGCCACUGAACAUUAUUAGAAUUUACAGAUGGGUGUUUUUUUUUUAUCCAUCAGUUUUAUGUCAAUGAGGUUAACUAAAUUAGAGUUGAGACUGAUUAAUCAAGCAGAUUGUUUUGCCAUUUUGUAAAAUAAUCAGAAUUAUCUAAUUAUUAAAGUAAUGAGCUAGAUUAUUACUUAUUUAUGUAAGUUUACAUAUUUUUGUUAUCAGAAACAUGAUAAAUGCUGCCAAAUGUAUAUGUAACAAAAUAAAGUUUUAUGAUGUC